AUGCAGAAAAAACAUUGAAUUGUCAAAAUGUUUGUAGUCACAUAGAUGACUAUAAUACAAGUGUGUUGGUGAGGAUGCCAUGGGUGCAUAUAUAUAUAGAAGCUUCGAACGUGACGUGCUUUUGGGCAUGAAUUCGGGGGAACGAAUUUGUACAUAAUUUGUAACUAAUGACAGUUGUUAAUAAUGUGAAUACUGUCUUUUAGUACAAAGAUUACUUUUGAAGUGUUUGAUAUUAUCGUAAUGUGAUCGAUGUUUAAUUUGCGUUAAAAUGUAUGACUUACCUCUUAUCGUAUGCCACUCCUGUCUAGUACUGCUAGUGGCCAUGACAGGCGGGUGGCGCUAUAUGGAUGGAAGCCCGUGGCUUCAAAACUAAGCAAAUUGAGACCGGGCGUACGAAGAGUUUAGGCUUUUUGACAAAAUAAAUCGUUUUAUUCGCUGGAGCUUCGGGCCAGAGCAGACGACAGGGUUGUUACUGCGUACUUGUCUCCUCUACCGGUCCCAGCGAAAGAAGGGACCUUUAUGAGGAUCCGGCUCGUCGAUAUUCUAACGUCUCGUGUCCAUUUGACGAUCCAGUGGGAACGAUAAACUCUGAUGUCUCCUUGGUCGACACUUGUCGCGAUCUGCACAAUUUUCGUGCAGAGCGCAACGGUUGCUUCCGACUACGGAGGCGGGAGAUGGAAAUGGUACGAACAGCAUCCUCCAAUCGUUGGCUCCAAAGAUCACACUGUUUUGUUUAAGCUCCCCUUGUCUGAACAAGGGAUUUUGGAACCUUGGCCUUCUUACACCAAUCGAUGGGAACGAUGGGACGACGAUCAUGUUAAAAUGCCUUAUUCGUCUCAAAGCAAGUACUUCUACGCAAAUCGGGGUAUAAAACGUCUCAAACCACAUCGCAGAUGGGAAGUGAUAAAGGAAAAAUUGCGGCAAAACAUUCGUUCGUUCGAUGAUUUUGAGCGAGCCGUUUCCUCCUACAAUCAUGGAUUCGCCAAGCACUGGCACUUCAAGGCCCUCCAACGUUAUUUCGAUAAGGUCGCGACAAAAGAAGUAACUGACGACUUUUUCAGGAGGUUGUUACCCAAAGUUAUUGAUCUAGCGCUCAACUUGCCGAAACUGAUAACAGCUCCCAUUCCUCUUUUGGUGAAAAACAAAUAUCACGCCAUAAGCUUGACUCAACUGCAAAUUGCUUCGCUGCUUGCUAAUGCGUUCCUUUGCACGUUCCCAAUGGAGGGACGAAACAAGUCCUAUACUAGCAUCAAUUUUGACAGGCUGUUCUCGGCUUACGACAGAAAGAGACCAGAAAGAUCCACAUGCGUCAUGGAAAAAUUCAAAUUUAUCCUCCAUUAUUUCGAUCGCGUAACCUCUGCAGAUCCGACAGGUACAAUUACGAUUCAACGGCGGUACAAACCCGAAAAAUAUCAUACAAAGUGGUGGGAGCAGCAUGAAAAACUUGCUUCGAUUGAAAUAUGGGACAGAGGUACGAUGGAGAUUGAGGGUGCAAACAUGCUGCAAGUGGAUUUCGCCAACAAAAAAGUGGGAGGCGGUGUUCUCAGCUAUGGUUGCGUUCAAGAGGAAAUGAAGUACGUAAUUUACCCAGAACUUAUAGUUACGAGACUCAUUACCGAAGCCCUUGGCGACGACGAAGCUCUCGUUGUCAGUGGUAUUGAGCGUUACAGUGAUCACAAGGGCUUCAGGGGCUCAUUCACUUGGACGGGAAACCACGUCGACGCAACGCCUCGUGACAGUAGCCGCAGAAGGGCGACUUUCCUCGUUGCCAUAGACGCUCUUAAUUUUGAUCAGUCGCCGGAUGUUCAGUUUGACAGAAGGAAAAUUCUUCGGGAACUCAACAAGGCGUACGUGGGAUUCGAAUCGAAGAAUACGAAGAAUCUGCCGCCGAUAGCAACCGGGAAUUGGGGUGGGGGCGCUUUCAAAGGAAAUCCAAAAUUGAAAUUUUUACUGCAAUGGAUGGCAGCCACGGUCGCGGACCGUCCGAUGGUUUACUUCACGUUUGGUGAUCGAAAAUUGCGGGACGAUGUCACCAAAGUGUACAACUAUGUAAUUGACCAGAAAAUGACUGUGGAUCAUUUAUAUUCGUUGUUAACGGAAAAACAGAAUCGUCGUUGGCGAGUCGCUCAGCGUCAGAAUCUCUACCGACUGAUACAUGAAACCUAAAGCUAUUAGUUAUAAAUAUUUAGGAUAAAUAAUGGUAGUUUUAAUAAAAAGUGAUAUUUAUCGAUGGUCCGGUUCAA
This is a messenger RNA of Venturia canescens, 2243 nucleotides long. RefSeq names its product poly(ADP-ribose) glycohydrolase-like. The transcript has 10 exons. Gene Ontology annotation, molecular function: poly(ADP-ribose) glycohydrolase activity. Bases 592 to 2166 code for a protein of 524 amino acids. NCBI's taxonomy places the organism in Eukaryota, Metazoa, Arthropoda, Insecta, Hymenoptera, Ichneumonidae. Gene Ontology annotation, biological process: nucleotide-sugar metabolic process; regulation of DNA repair; ATP generation from poly-ADP-D-ribose. The record is from RefSeq and is a predicted model, not a curated record. Gene Ontology annotation, cellular component: cytoplasm; nucleus.